AUAUUCUUGUCAUUAGGUAGAAGGCGCGAGAUACAAACAGGUAUAGUUCGGGCUCCUAUCAAAUUUAAAAAAUAUGUCGUUUCAAGAUAAAGUUGUUUUGGUGACGGGAGCCAGCUCUGGAAUUGGAGCCGCGAUAGCGGAGAAAUUCGCCGCCGAAGGAGCCAAAGUAGCGAUUGUUGCAAGAAAUACAACAAAAUUAGCCGAAGUGUCAAAAAAAUGCGAAGAAGUCGGCAGUAAACCACUCGUGAUAGUAGCGGAUGUCACUACAGAGGAAAGUGCUCGAAAAGCGGUGAGUCAAACCAUCGAUCAGUUCGGCAAGCUAGAUGUACUAAUCAACAACGCGGGUAUCAUGAACUUCGCGAGUAUAUUGGAUGAAAAUGCGAUUGAAGCUUUUGAUCACACCAUGGUUACGAAUCUGAGGUCAGUCGUUUGUUUCACCCACAUUGCCGGUCCUCACAUUGUUGCAUCCAAAGGCAACAUCAUCAACAUAUCGAGCAUCGCUGCAUUGGGAGUUGUAGUCGACAAAGCAUUUGCGUACUGCACAUCUAAGGCAGGUUUAGACCAUUUCACUAGAUGUAUGGCGUUGGAAUUAGCGCCAAAGGGUGUCAGAGUGAAUACUAUCAACCCUGGGCCUGUGAGAACUGACAUCAUUUCAAACUCAAUGGGCGUAGACAAAGCAACACAAGAUGCUAUGUAUGAAGGUAGUGAAAACGUAACUCCUUUAGGAAGAAUUUCUGAGUCUGAAGAAGUAGCCGAUUUGACACUAUUCCUGGCAAGUGACAAAGCAAAGGGUAUUACGGGAUCUUCGUAUGUUAUUGACAACGGUAUAAUAUUGUUGGGACUUCUUAAAAAUGAAUAAAAUACUUGAUGGGAAUACAUGGUCUUAGUUAAAAAGUAUAUGUAAUUAUAAAAUGUGCAAAAUCAACUUAUUUGAUUUUA
This is a messenger RNA of Manduca sexta (tobacco hornworm), 939 nucleotides long. RefSeq names its product glucose 1-dehydrogenase 2-like. The coding region runs from base 74 to 859 and encodes 261 amino acids. The transcript has a single exon. The record is from RefSeq and is a predicted model, not a curated record. Lineage: Eukaryota; Metazoa; Arthropoda; Insecta; Lepidoptera; Sphingidae. Gene Ontology annotation, molecular function: oxidoreductase activity.